Oryza sativa Japonica Group (Japanese rice) is the source of this 1508-nucleotide messenger RNA. RefSeq lists its product as uncharacterized. NCBI's taxonomy places the organism in Eukaryota, Viridiplantae, Streptophyta, Magnoliopsida, Poales, Poaceae. Gene Ontology annotation, molecular function: transcription coregulator activity; protein binding. Gene Ontology annotation, cellular component: histone deacetylase complex. Gene Ontology annotation, biological process: regulation of DNA-templated transcription. The record is from RefSeq and is a predicted model, not a curated record.
GUAGUAGUAGUACUACCGGCACAAGGAAAACGAAAGCAGCAAAAGUCACACAUACACUCUCUCUGCUACUACUACUCUUCUACUGCUCCACUCUGCUCUGCUCGCCGCUCCCAUUCCCUGCGGAUUCUAUCUCUCUCUUCUCCAAUUCGCGCGGGCUCGGGCGCCGCAUUGGCGCGAUCUCCGGAUUGUGAGGGGGUUUGUUGUCGAAUUGUUGGGGGAAUUGUGGGUGCUGGUUGGGCCGAUCUCGUCGCUGGAGCAGGAGGGGUUUCAGGAUCGGUGCGGUUCUGUGUGGUUAUUGGGGAUUGUUGUGAUCAAGAUUCGGCUUCUUGCGGUAUGGCGAGGAUGGGCGAAUUGAGGGGGAAUUGGAGCGAAUCUUGGGUCCCCAAUGCUUGAUCUCUGAUUCUUGGGAAGUACAUUCUCCAGAUUGGUGCGAUCCCGGCGUGAAUUUUGGGGAAUUUCUCGGAUCAAGAAUUUGGCCAACUGUCCCUGCAAGAAACAGGGGAAAUUGGGGGCCAAUCUGGUGCCAAUUGGGGAGUAAUUUGGAGGUGGAGGCGAUCGAUCCGGCCGGGGAGAUGAUUGCGGCGGUCGGCCGGGGACCGGAGGGAUGGGGGGAGGACGAGAUGUCCGUGCUACCGCGGCAUACCAAGGUGGUGGUCACCGGCAACAACCGCACCAAGUCGGUGCUCGUUGGCCUCCAUGGCGUCGUCAAGAAGGCCGUCGGGCUCGGGGGAUGGCAUUGGCUGGUGCUUACCAAUGGCAUAGAGGUAAAGCUGCAAAGGAAUGCUUUAAGUGUGAUUGAACCUCCAACUGGCAAUGAGGAUGAUGAUAAGUUUGACUGUGAGAACAUGCAGUGGAAUAGUUCAGAUCUGGCAUCCGAUGACGCACAAUCACCAAAGCCACAGAGGUCAAGGAGCAGGCAGCAUAGAGGGUUCCAGACCAAAUCCUUCAGCCGCUCCAUGUCUUGUGAUUCCCACUCCAAGGCGUCAUUUUCUUCCUCCUCAAGGGCUCACACGAAAGUUGACCUGAGCAAGCUGGAAAUGACUGCAUUAUGGAGAUAUUGGCGUCACUUCAAUCUCGAUGCUAGCCCUAACCCAUCCAGGGAGCAGUUAGUGGAUGCUGUCCAGAGGCACUUUGUGUCGCAGCAAUUGGAUGAGUUGCAGGUCAUCGUUGGUUUCGUGCAGGCUGCAAAGAGGCUGAAGACAAACGUGAAAGUGGCCUGAUGGAGAGAACUGGUUGUCUUCAACUAACAGAUUCAAGAUAGGAUGCAACAUGUUUGGUCAAUGUUGGCCAUGCUAUGUAAUAUAUGUGCAUGAGGCUGCUUAGAUUUGGAUGGCUAGAUUAAUGCACAACUAGAACUCUCUUGGUUCAUCGUCUUUAUGUUAGCUCCCUGUGAUGUAGAUAUGCAGUAUGCUGGCAAAGGAUCUUGCAACCUCUAGCUCAGUUAUCUCCUGCUGACUGGAUGUGAAUUGACAUGACAAAUUAUAAAUCAGCUUCUCAUAUUUACCCAA